Molecule: messenger RNA, 1874 nt
Organism: Parasteatoda tepidariorum (common house spider)
Lineage: Eukaryota; Metazoa; Arthropoda; Arachnida; Araneae; Theridiidae
Product: membrane progestin receptor gamma
Cellular component (GO): membrane
Molecular function (GO): signaling receptor activity
Source: RefSeq, a predicted model, not a curated record
ACUUUCUCUCUCAGAUGGCGCUUUCGAAUUUAGAUUUUGUUGUUCGGUUGUUUACUUUUCAGCUCCGCCUUCAUUCAACAAAAACUAAACGAUCGCUCGAUGCUGAAGGGCGGUGAGGUUGGUGGUGGAAUGCUAACAAAUUGUUAAAAAAUAUUCUUUUAUUCUAAAAAGGACUACCCAAACGAUGACUAAAUUUAUCCCUGUUUUAAUCAAGAGCUGGGUUUGUAAGUCUCGAAUCUUUAUAUUCUCUUAAAUGAACUGUUUUCAAUAUUCAGGUGUGGCGUGAAUGUGGUUUUUACCCUUGUUUAUAAAUAUUGUACAUGUGCUCCCUCCAUCAUUUCCUUAUUCAUCAAGAAUGUUAUUGUUUUUUUCCUUUUGCCGUUGAGUAAUUUAGACAAAACCUAUACACCAACAUCCUGCAUAUUGUGUCACGUCCUAUAAUUAGAACUGAUUUUACGAAACUCUCUGUCUGGCUGAAUUUACGAAACCAUCCACACACACACCCGAUCAAUAACCAUGUAAACAGAAAUAUCCAUGCCAAAUACAACCUGUUGAUAUCCAAAUUAUGUUUAAGUCAAGAAGUAAAAAACUACUUUUUGCUAAAUGCGUAUAAAGAGAAAAUGAGCCAAAUACUCCCGACCUCUCCGGAUAUCUCUCUCUAUAAAGAUGAGGAAAUCCCUCCACACCUCAGAGAAGUAGCUAUUUUGACUGGUUAUCGUUCACCUUCAAGUUCAGCCAAAGAAUGUGCCCUGAGUGUCUUCUUUGCCACUAAUGAAACCUUAAAUUUUUGGACUCACUUUAUUCCAACCUUCUAUUUUAUGUACCAAUUGUUUACAUUCUGGGACAUAUUAAAAGUCAUAUCUGAUUCGUACUACUGGCCAUUUGUGAUAUACAUGUUUACAAUAUGCCUCUACCCACUCAUAAGUGCCCUGGCUCAUACAUUCUGCAGCAUAUCGGAUAUGGCACGCCACGUCUGGUUCUUUCUCGACUACGGCGGCUUAAGUUUAUACGGUUACGGGGCUGGCCUUCUCAUCAAAGCGUAUUCUUUUCCGACCGAAUUAGCCGGAACGCUUUUUGAUAAAUUCUAUUUGGAAGUGUUGGUGUUCUUUUGUAUUGCGUGCAACAUAUCUGCGUGUUUUUCUCGAUUUUUAGAAAAUCUACUUCUCAUCAAAAUAUUUAGACUCGGAGCCUUCGCCUUGCCUUGGAUUUGGGACCAAAUUCCGGUGAUUUACCGAUUGAAUUACAGUGCCGACAUUCUUCCGUCUGCAUUGGAGCAUUACAACUUGCAAUUCUUUUUCUCAUUCUGCAUCGGUUUCUUCUACUCGUCUCAUUUGCCGGAGCGUCUCGCUCCGGGAAAGUUUGAUUUUCUAGGAAAUAGUCAUCAGCUGCUGCAUAUAUCUGGAAUAAUGGCAACUCACCACCAGUUGAGUGCCGUCAUAAUAGAUAUGACACAUAGAAAAGACAUGCUUUUAACUGAGAAACAUGUUAUUCCCGAGUACUGGUCUUUACAUGUUUUUUUCUUAGUAUCAUUUACUAUCUGUAUUACUAUAAUGAUUUUUGUACUGUGGGCAAGACAUUAUGAGAAGAACCGUGAAGAUUUGAAGCGAGACCAAUGAGUUGUUUGUUCUCACUCAAAUGUGAUCAUUGAAAUUACAUUUUGUUAAUAGUAUUAGAGAUUGUUAAGCCUAUCACUCGUUUUAAUCUGUGAGAAUUUAUAACUUUUCGCUCUUUUGACAAUUUAUAACUGUGUUGAUCAUGCUGUUAUUCUUAUUAUGUUUGUACUUAGUUAAAAUGCCUAUUUUUGAUUGAGCACAAUGCAUCAUUUAUUAUUAUUUUCUAAUUGUGUCUAUGUAUAAAAGAUAUGAUUAAUCUUU